AUGUCUAGAUCCAUCUUCAAGCCCUCCCCUAACGACAACAUCAAGGAUUUGUUCAAAUCGUUGCCGUUCACUCCCGAACAGAUCCUCAGAGCGUCACCAGUCGCGGGGACUGAAACCGAGGGACAUUCUGCCAUUAUCAGAAACAACUUUGUCAUUGAGAAUGGCAACAACCUCUUUCUCCACAUCCAUCCUUCGUUGUUAACCUUGCACGACUUGUUUGCCAACGCGGUUUCCAUGUACCCAAACAACGACUGCAUGGGUAAAAGGUUGUACAGUAACACGAUUGCCGGGGAUUACGACCCAUUCUACUCGUGGGAGUCGUUUGCCGCAGUAGACCUGCGAAAGAGAAAUUUGGGUUCCGGGAUUUUCCACAUUUUGAAGAACAACCAGUUCCGUACUGAGAUCCACAAUGUCGAAGAUUUCGUCGUCAGCUUGUACUCGGGUAACCGCACCGAAUGGUUGCUCACCGAUUUGGCCUGCCAGUCAUAUUCGUUGGUCAACACUGCAUUGUACGACACCUUGGGUGCCGGUACUUCCCACUUUAUUUUGGAGUUGACGAAAUCGCCGAUUGUCAUCUGUUCUAAGGAAAAAAUCCAGAUCCUUAUCGAUAUUCAGAUCGAGAAGCGAUUACCUCACUUCCUCACUAUUGUCUCGAUGGACCUUUUGACCGAACGGGAGCGCUCCACAUACGAGAGGCAAGCGUACGAGUUGGGUCUUGAGUUGUUUGAGAUAAGCGAAGUGGAAGCCUUGGGUGCCAGAAAUCCAGUUCGGGAAAGACCACCUACGCCAGACAAUAUCUACACCAUUUCCUUCACCUCCGGGACCACCGGUAACCCCAAGGGAGUUGAAGUGCACCAUGAAAUGGCAGUGAGUGGCGUCACAAUGUAUUUGGCGCAAGUGGAUGUUCCGAAGGGAGAGGGUCAUGAAAUGUGCUUCUUACCGAUGGCCCAUAUUUACGAAAGAGGGCUCGUCGCCUCCUUUCUCUCUAUUGGGACCGGUCUUGGGUUUCCAGUAGUUUCCUCUCCGUUGACGCUUGUGGAAGAAUUGAAGGCGUUAAAGCCCACCACCUUGGCGUCGGUUCCAAGGGUCUACUCGAAAAUGGAGUCCGAGCUAAAGGAGGUUACUGUCAACUCCCAAAAUGAUGUCUUCCGGCGGAUGGCUAAGGAAAUUAUCGGGAGGCGAUUUGAAAGCAUUAGCACCAAGGGAGUUUUCGAGAAUGACUGCCUGUACAGCGAAAUUUUCACCACCGAGCUCAAGAAGCUGUUGGGCUUGGAAAAGACCAAAUUCUUGUGCUCGGGCUCUGCCCCGAUCAGUAAUGAUACCGUGAACUUCUUCAAGAGCGCGUUGAAUAUCGGGUUUGCCGAAGCUUACGGACUAACCGAGUCCUUUGGUAUCAUGUGUAUGUCAGAUCCUUUUGCGAGUGACUCUGGCUCCUGUGGGUUACCAGGUGUUUCUGGCGAGAUGAGACUCCGUGAUGUUCCACAAAUGGGCUACACCUCCAAGGACAAGGGUGGACCAAGAGGUGAAUUGCUCUUGAGAGGCCCGCAGAUCUUUAGAAGGUACUACAAGAACAAGGAAGCCACCGACGAGUGUUUCGACAAGGAUGGCUUUUUCUGCACGGGUGAUGUUGCCCGAUUUGACGAACAGGGAAGAGUCUACAUUAUCGACAGAGUGAAGAACUUUUUCAAGUUGGCCCAGGGUGAAUACGUCACGCCAGAAAAGAUUGAAAAUAAGUACUUGUCAAGUACCACGUUGGUGAACCAGUUGUAUGUCCAUGGGGACUCUUUGGAGACCUACUUGGUGGCCGUGGCGGGCUUUGAUCCACAUGUGAUGGCAAGAUUCCUCCACCGUAACUUUGACAUAGUGUUGAACCCAGAGACACAUCUCAAAGAGAUUGAAAGGAAGUUGAACGAAUUGCCGGUAAAGUCUAAGAUUUUAGACGUGUUGAACGAAGAAGUCAAGCCAGCAGGAUUAGCCGGGUUUGAGAAAAUCCACAAUAUCUUCUUCGAAGUCGAGCCCUUGACCGUGGCGAGAGAGGUAUACACGCCAACCUUCAAGUUGAAGAGACCGACAUGCAGAACAUUCUUCAGGGAGCAAUUAAAGGGGAUGUAUAGGGAGGGCUCGUUGAUCAAGCGUUCUAAAUUGUAA
Babjeviella inositovora NRRL Y-12698 is the source of this 2148-nucleotide messenger RNA. RefSeq lists its product as uncharacterized. The transcript has a single exon. Gene Ontology annotation, biological process: long-chain fatty acid metabolic process. Gene Ontology annotation, molecular function: long-chain fatty acid-CoA ligase activity. NCBI's taxonomy places the organism in Eukaryota, Fungi, Ascomycota, Pichiomycetes, Serinales. Gene Ontology annotation, cellular component: endoplasmic reticulum; membrane. The record is from RefSeq and is a predicted model, not a curated record. The coding region runs from base 1 to 2148 and encodes 715 amino acids.